This is a messenger RNA of Pseudogymnoascus destructans, 1811 nucleotides long. RefSeq lists its product as uncharacterized. The transcript is spliced from 2 exons. The record is from RefSeq and is a predicted model, not a curated record. Gene Ontology annotation, biological process: spliceosomal complex disassembly. Gene Ontology annotation, cellular component: U2-type post-mRNA release spliceosomal complex. Lineage: Eukaryota; Fungi; Ascomycota; Leotiomycetes; Thelebolales; Thelebolaceae. The coding region runs from base 208 to 1692 and encodes 494 amino acids.
UGAACCUUGAGACGCGGCGGCACAAGAGCUGGGUUGUGGAUUUAGAGUCUUCUAGGUCACGUGGCGAUAAAGACGUGAGAGGUAGCCUUGGGAACGACCAUUUUUAUCAGCCUUGGACUUCCGUGUCUCAACAACGUGAACAUUGCGCCCCCAUAAAUUGUAACUGUCGAGGGACACAGUUGGCGCUAUAGAAACAUUACUUUCGCCAUGUCUUCCUUUGGUGGAAAGCGCAAGGCGCGCAAAAUCCUGGUCAACGACGACGACGACCAGACAACAACAUCACCAGCAUCCGUUGAACCCAAGGCCACAGCUGAACAAAAACCAACUACAACCUCGCACGCCCGAUCUAAACCUUUCAAGAAAUCAGCCUUGCGCCACAGUAUCGCCUUCGAUGACGAACAGUCGCAAGACACCUCUGGCACCGAUGGAGGCAGUGAACCCAAGCCAAUCCGUGAGGUUGACUUUGGGCCAACACGACCAGGUGGCAAACGGGCAGGACAGACCAAGAAGAAGCCAGCGGCUUCGCGGCUGUCCUUUGGGCCUGGAGAAAUAAUAUCCGGAGAUGAUGCUGCGGCAUUGGAAGAAGAUGAGACUUUUACGCCCAAGAAAGCGGCUCCGAGACGAGGCAUCGAGGGGAAUAAUGUACGGCUGAGGUUACCGGCAUACCAGCGGGGGCGUGAAGGAGAGGAGGAGGAGCGGCCGACUUAUAGCAAAGAUUACUUAGAGGAGCUGAAGAUGAGCACGAAGAGCACGCCGAAGGACUUACAAAAGUUUCCCACCCAGGAUGCUGAGGAAGAGGGGCUGGAUGCGAGCGAGCUCGAGGGCGCGACGGUGGUAGAACCCAGUGGCGAGUUAUUAUCGCGUCGCGACAAGGAUAAGGCGUAUAUCCCCACCGAAGCUGAGAUCGCAGAGAAAAAGCAACGGAGAGCAAGGCUCGCGCAGGAGCAAGAUUUCAUAUCUCUCGACGACGGAGGGGAUAGGAGUCAAAUAGGACAGAUCUCGCUGCUACCAAGCCGAAAGAAGGAGACUCGGCUAGUUCGAGAUGACGAGGACGUUAUGGAGGGGUUUGAAGACUUCGUUGACGAUGGCCGAAUCUCCCUCGACAAGAAGGCGCAGCGCAAGGCGCAAAGGCAGCAGAAGAAAAUAAUUGCUCAGGCGAUCCAGGAGGCGGAGGGUAGCUCGUCCGAAGAGUCUGACGACUCAGAGGCUGAACGGCGUGCAGAGUAUGAAGCGGCGCAGACCCGUGCAGGGAUGGAUGGGCUGAAGAAACUCGACGCGACGCAGGCGGCGGCGAUAGUUCCACCAAAGGUCACGCCCAUACCAAGUCUAUCAGAGUGCUUGGCGCGAUUGCGGACAUCGUUGAACGAAGCAGAACAGGAGUCCACGAAGCGCAGCUGGAGGAUGGGCGAGCUGGUGAGAGAGAAGGCGGAGAUUGUUGCGCGGGAGCAGGAAGUGCAGAGGUUGCUGCGAGAGGCGGGGGAGAGAUAUUCAGCGCUGAGGGGUGAUUCGAAUUUACCUCCCGUUGACACGGCGGAUCCGAUGGCGUUCCCGUUGGUUGGGGAUGGGUUUAGGGAGGCGACGAGUAGGAAUCGGGGGCUGGAGAGUUUUGGGAAUACGCCAGUGGGGAUUUCGGGGGUGGAGGAUGCGGAACGAGGGAUGAGUGACUGUAGCUCUCUUUCGAGGAUACGUUAGUGUAAGAAUACCCAAAUUUAUAACGUAACUCUCGAAACUUAAUAUAGGCAUUGUUAUAUACGAUUCUCUGCGUAUAUAUUUUUCGUGAUUCAUAUCAGUUAGCAAUCGUCUAUGAACAU